CAAAAUCGCCCAAAAUUCGAACGAAUCGGACGUUUUUGCAGCGUUUUUCGGACGGGAUUUUGGAUUUUAUUUAAAAAUCGAACGGUUUCGAUACAUACCAGAAAGUGUGAAGACGGGCAUACUCUUCGGCUGACGCUUGUCGCCCCCAAUUCAUUUAGGGCAUUUUAAAAUUCGAACGGUUUCGGCGCGUUGUCCGCUUUGUGGCUUGCUUUUCGUGCUUUUCGAAUGGGCCAAAUCGAAAAUUGACCGCCGCUUCUUUUGUCAAUUGUGUGGAUCUUCGUUUUUGUGGCCUUCCUAACCGAUCGUUCGUGGUAAUUCGUCCAGUUCAGCCCGAAAACCAGGAUUUUUCGCUACUCCAGGCGAACACCAGUGCAAAAGAGGCAGUCCGAAGAAGGAGAUCAAGAUGGCCGCGAAGCCCGAGGACAAGAGCACGGAUAUUCCGGAUCGUCUUUUCGAUUCCAACCAGCGAAAAACCUACAAGCGCAUGCGGUUCUUCGGCAAGGGCGGCUUUGCAAAAUGCUACGAGAUAAUAGAUGUGGAGACCGACGAUGUCUUUGCUGGCAAAAUCGUCUCCAAGAAGCUGAUGAUCAAGCACAAUCAGAAGGAAAAGACCGCCCAGGAGAUAACCAUUCACCGCAGCCUUAACCAUCCGAACAUUGUCAAGUUCCACAGCUACUUUGAGGAUGUGCAGAACAUCUACAUUGUUCUGGAGCUGUGCAAGAAAAGAUCCAUGAUGGAGCUGCACAAGCGUAGGAAAAGCAUCACUGAGUUUGAGUGCCGGUACUACAUUUACCAGAUCAUCCAGGGCGUAAAGUACUUGCACGAUAAUCGCAUUAUACAUCGUGAUUUGAAGCUGGGAAACCUCUUUCUCAAUGACUUGCUGCACGUGAAAAUCGGAGAUUUCGGUCUGGCCACCCGGAUCGAGUACGAGGGCGAGCGAAAGAAGACCUUGUGCGGCACGCCUAACUACAUUGCCCCGGAGAUCCUAACCAAGAAGGGCCACUCCUUUGAGGUGGACAUCUGGUCGAUUGGCUGCGUCAUGUACACACUGCUGGUGGGCCAGCCACCGUUCGAGACCAAGACUCUAAAGGACACUUAUUCGAAGAUCAAGAAGUGCGAGUACCGCGUGCCCAGCUACUUAAGGAAGCCGGCGGCAGACAUGGUUAUUGCCAUGCUGCAGCCGAAUCCGGAGAGCCGCCCGGCGAUUGGACAGCUGUUGAACUUUGAGUUCCUUAAGGGCUCCAAGGUGCCCAUGUUCUUGCCCGUCUCUUGUCUGACGAUGGCGCCUCGUAUCGGCAGCAACGACACCAUCGAGGACGCGGCGCACCGCAAGCCGCUGAUGGAGAUGAAUGGCAUCAGGCCCGACGACACCCGUCUGGAGUCGACCUUCCUCAAGGCCAAUCUGCACGACGCCAUCACCGCCUCGGCCCAGGUGUGCCGCCACAGCGAGGACUAUCGCAGCGAUAUUGAGAGCCUGCACCAGCAGCUCACCAAUCUCAUUAACGGCAAGCCGCGUAUUUUGCAAGGCAAUCUGGGCGACGAGAACACCGAUCCGGCAGCACAACCGCUCUUCUGGAUAUCCAAGUGGGUGGACUACAGCGACAAAUACGGCUUUGGUUACCAGCUCUGCGAUGAGGGCAUUGGCGUGAUGUUCAACGACACUACGAAGCUGAUUCUGCUGCCCAACCAAAUCAACGUGCACUUCAUCGACAAGGACGGCAAGGAGUCUUACAUGACUACCACAGAUUACUGCAAGUCGCUCGACAAGAAGAUGAAGUUGCUGUCCUACUUCAAGCGCUACAUGAUCGAGCAUUUGGUGAAGGCAGGCGCCAACAAUGUGAAUAUCGAAAGCGAUCAGAUCUCGCGUAUGCCGCAUUUGCACUCCUGGUUCCGUACAACGUGUGCCGUGGUCAUGCAUCUGACCAACGGAUCCGUGCAGCUCAACUUCUCGGACCACAUGAAGCUCAUCCUCUGCCCACGUAUGAGUGCCAUAACCUAUAUGGACCACGAGAAGAAUUUCCGCACCUACCGAUUCUCGACCAUCGUGGAGAACGGCGUGUCUAAAGACUUGUACCAGAAGAUCCGCUACGCCCAGGAGAAACUUAGGAAAAUGCUGGAGAAGAUGUUCAUCUAAUUGUAGCCAGGCCACUACAUUUUAAGGCCGAAUGUUAGUUUAAGCUAAUCCACCAUGAAUGCCCUGGCCAAUUUUACAUAUAGCCCCAAACGAAUCCUCCUUCACGCAUUUUAAAAAAUUGUAGUUUCUGUUAAAAUUGAUUUGAUUGUUCUAUGUUUUAGAGUUUAUUUGUUUUCACCUUUCCCCUUCAUCUACUGAUUAAGUAUUAUUCGUAAUCAAUGUUGGGCAAUCAAUCCAUUAAAAAUACAUAGAUAUGUCUGUUUCACGGUUUUCGUACACGAUCACUUAAUAAAUUUAUAAAGAAAUAAAA
Drosophila subpulchrella is the source of this 2444-nucleotide messenger RNA. It is a transcript of the gene polo, whose product is annotated as serine/threonine-protein kinase polo. Gene Ontology annotation, biological process: protein phosphorylation; regulation of cytokinesis; mitotic cell cycle. Gene Ontology annotation, molecular function: protein binding; protein serine/threonine kinase activity; ATP binding. Lineage: Eukaryota; Metazoa; Arthropoda; Insecta; Diptera; Drosophilidae. The coding region runs from base 404 to 2134 and encodes 576 amino acids. Gene Ontology annotation, cellular component: nucleus; cytoplasm; centrosome. The record is from RefSeq and is a predicted model, not a curated record. The transcript has 5 exons.